AUGGCCGCCCACGACGCAUCGUCCCUCCGCGAUCUCAAGAACCACAUCAUCGGCAACACCCAGAACAAGAUCGCGCUCGCCCAAGACUCCCGCCAGCUCGAUCGUCUUCUCGCCGUCUUACACCCCGCCAGCGAACCUGCACUCCUCAAAGAAGCUGCCGCCGUGGUUGCUUCUGUCGCGAAUGCCCCAUCCACAACCAUUCCUCUGGCGCUCCUCAAUGUCCCAGCUCGCAUGCUGCUACUGACGCGCGAGAUCAUCACCCAGCCACGCCACCUGCAUACCUUUCGAGAAGCACUUCCGCACAUAUCCAGAUCACUGCGGAACACAAUCGUUUCCGUAGCAGACGCUCUGUGGGGCGAUCUAUGGGGGGCCGGCCCAGAAGGCGAGAUCGUUAGCACUGGUCUGGAAACGGAUAACGCCCUUCAAUCCGUAGACGACCACAGAUAUAGUGAUAUUCUCAGCAGCUGUCUGCAGCAUAUUUUAGAGCCGGCCCACGCGCACACCCUUCUAUCGCUCCUCCGUCACCACGAUCCACAAGUCUCGCUGCCCGUUUACCAUAUACUGACUCGACUUUCGGCCUUCCCGUCGCAUCGUCAACGUAUAUUGUCUUGGACGACGUCCCUCUGCGAUAGCCCUUUCCCAGCGCUUGGUACCACCCCUUCGGUACCAGACAACGAUUACCCAUUCAGGUCACUCGUGGCAGGACAUGUAAUAUCUACCAUUGAGAGACAUCAGAAAUACGGGUCCUCUCAAUCCACGGAUUUGAAGGUGAAAGAAGCGUCUUUGGAACUGUUGGCUGCUUUGGUACAAGGGGAAACCAAGCUUGCAACCCUCAUCCGCGGUCAUCCCGGUUUCGCGUCAGCCCUGCACACAGAUCGCAAUCAUGUGAUGGAACCGACGAGUAAUCUCUUCAUACAGCAUUUGAUUGCCCUGGUACAUUCUAGCCGGAGAAGCAUGCGCCUGGCAGCUUUGUCUUGCCUCAUAUCACUCAUCAGGUCGGGACCGGAUGGGAAUGUAGGAUCGCCGGAAGCCCAUGCAGUGACUCAACAUCUUCUGGCGGACAUUGCAAAAUUGCUACUUUCAGACAAUCUGGAAGAGAGAAUCAAGUUAAACUUCCUUCUCGCCAUGCUGGUAGCAGAUGACCCUUUAGCGCAAGCAUCUGCUUUCGAGGCCAAUCUUCCCCCCCUCAUUCUACAGCGCCUCUGUGAAGUCCCAUCCAAGCUAUCGGAUAUGCCACGGAACCUCUACUUUCGCUCGCUGGAAUCAUCUCUACUCGCGCUAUGUGCUCUUUCCACCGCUCAUGACCCUGCGCGAGUAAUGAUUUCCGAAUACCGGCCAUGCGAACGUUCACAAGAGAGGCAAUAUAUGUUACCCCAGCUUAAAUAUUGGCUGCGGAGUCAUAGCUACGGUGUCAGAGCAGCUGCGUGUCAAUUGACUCGCGCGCUGAGCAGAACUGUGGCUUUGCUACGAACAGAUAUGGUGGACGAAGAAUUAGGACCAGACAUAAUCGCAGUGUUGAGGCGAGAGCUCAUCAUGGGGAAGAGUCAGCGAAAGAACCUCAUGGGGGAGGCUGCUUGGAUCGUGGAAGUGUCUGCCACUGCAGUACUGUGCAAUAUGGUAACGGACUUUUCACCGUUUCGUUCGGUAUUAGUGCAAGAUGGGACCCUCCAACUGCUUGUGGGGCUCACAAAAUCAGAACAUCAACCUCUGGCACUCAACGCGCUUUGGGCCAUCAAAAACCUCAUGUUUCACUCUGACCUCAUGGCCAAAAGGGAUGUCAUAUCACACUUCGGGCAUGAUUGGCUUCUAGAUCUUUGUUCCGAAAAGUCGCCAGACUCGAUCAGAGUACAAGGUCUCGAGAUCAUGCAGAACAUCCUGGCUGAAGAGUGCCCUUCUACUGUAAGCCGGCUCGCCAAUGAUCUGGGCGGAGUCGGCGGCUUGCAGACACUACUUGACCUUCUGGAGGCAUGUAUAACAGGCAAGCCAGCUUUCGAUGGCCAAACUACCACAUCAAGUCUCCGUGUGCUGUCCAAUUUAGCUCUAGGCGAUGCGACAACCAGGACCGAGCUACUCGACCGUGCUGCCGUCCUUCAGUGCCUCUCGAUGAUAACAGAAUCCCCUGACGUGAAAUCACAAGUCUCCGCCAUCACAACAUUUCAGCAUUUGAUAGAGUCCUCUACCAGGCCACAUACGCCUCGAGAUGCCGUAGUCGUUGCCUUGCAGUCCUAUCAGCUUGUGUUGCGCAUGCGAGCAUCGGCUGAGAAUUCCAAGAAAGUGGACGUUGUAGACAAGGCGACGGCUGUACUCAAUCUUCUGGGAAGAGAACGAUGA
Molecule: messenger RNA, 2331 nt
Organism: Cryptococcus wingfieldii CBS 7118
Lineage: Eukaryota; Fungi; Basidiomycota; Tremellomycetes; Tremellales; Cryptococcaceae
Exons: 8
Coding region: 1-2331 (776 amino acids)
Biological process (GO): proteasome-mediated ubiquitin-dependent protein catabolic process
Cellular component (GO): GID complex
Molecular function (GO): protein binding
Source: RefSeq, a predicted model, not a curated record